Messenger RNA from Porites evermanni, 2041 nucleotides. NCBI's taxonomy places the organism in Eukaryota, Metazoa, Cnidaria, Anthozoa, Scleractinia, Poritidae. The record is from the annotation of a GenBank genome assembly.
UCGCAUUUGCCUGUUGGAAAUCUUUUUAUUGAUUUUAGGCUUAAAACUAUGAAAAAUUCCAAAAGGCAAAUGCGACAGCUAUACCCGUAUGUUACUAUAAUAUCGUAUGCAAUUAACUAUGAAUAAUUUAUCGUGAGAGAAUGUCUUAAAUUCACUUUAAAACACUUACAUCAUUUCUCAUUUCUUCUUCUUAUUUGAAUUUUGCGUUUUAUAUUCCUAAAACCGGCAUAUCACUCGUUACGAAAAUAUUUUAAUUGAUUAUCACACCGUCUCUAUGAAUGAAGCCAAAGAAGAUAAUGUAAGACCUGUCCAUUAAUUUACUGACUCCUUAACUAGUCCUUCAUCCGUUUAAGUUUCACUCAAUGAAAGCUUUACCACCAAAUGCCUGGUCAAAUAGAGGACGGAGAGAAGAUAUUAAGACUGAGUAUUUGCCUGGUGACGUAUAUCGUUACCAAGCAAUUCAAGGAGAAUUUCCGACAACACGGCUCAGUAAGCCUACAAAUCCACUAUUUCAUUUGAGGGUUGUUUACCCACUGUGUUUUUCAACUUAGAGAAAACGCUUUUGAAAAUAGCAGAUGUCGUGUUUUAAUUCUAUAGAUGAAAUACGCUGAUAUUAAUCCGUGCAAAAAUAGAGAAUAUAGCCUUAGAACUUUCACUUAUAACCAAAAUAGAAAGGCGCAAUUUUAGGACCAUUCUUACACGUAAAUAGUCUGAUAUCAAGGGAUAUGUAUUCUUGAAGACCUGACUUCGACACUAGAUUAAUAUCACCAUGAUGGAAGAGUUAAACAACUGUGUUUCUUCGGGGAUUAGCCAGAUGCUUUCGGGCAGCCGAGGGCAGGGAGAAAACGUUGGCAGCUCGAUGGUCUGCCAACAUUUUAUUGGUUCUAUGUGUUGCUCUGUUACUGGAUUUCUGCAGCUGUACUAAAGUGCCUAAAGAAACGGCAACAGAACUGGAAGACUUCUUAGGUGAAGAUUUUAAUAAUGGCAUCCCAAACGGUGCUUUCGUUCAUAACACUGAAAAAUUGGUAGAGGGCGAUGGUGAAAAUGUUGAAGAUGAAAAUGGUGGGGCUGAGGAGGAAGAAGAUGAAGAUGAUAUGGAAAAUGAAGAUCGAGAUGCAGAUGAUGAAGAGGAAGGAGAGAAAGAGAGUGAAAAUAGAGAUGAAAAUGACGAUGAAGAUGACAACGAUCUAGAUGAAGACGAAAAUGGCGAGAGAAAUGAAAUUGAAGGUCAAGACGAAGACGAAGACGGAGAUGUAGAUGAUACGUCCGAUUUAACAGCCAUGGAUAAUGCGAACGAGGCACAGGUUGCUGUGAGAGAGAACGAAGGUAAGGUCUUUCGACUUAAAGAAAGACAAAUGAGGAAAUGACAAACUAGGAUAUUUGUCAAUUUGCGGGAUGUGGAAACUAAUAAAGGGAAGAUGUUUUCUGCUCAAAAACUCAAAAUGAAAAAUAAUCAUUUUUUCCGCGCGGCGAUCAUAAAAUGGAAAUGUCUAUUUAAUCAAGAAACGCGAAAAGCAUUAUGUAUGAUUCGUUUCGUUGUAGUUUUCUCGAGAGUAAAUUCAUAAAAAUUGCCUAAAUCGGUAAAAUUCAUUCACAAAAACAUGAACUGUGCACUAUAACAUAAAGUCUAUAUAGGUCCUAUAAACAGCUUCAGAAACAAAAAUCUAGGUUACUGACAAAUCGAGAAAAUGUUUCAAUGUGACUACAGCUUUGUUGCAAACUAAUUCGAAAAAAAAAACUGUCUUUUUUAAAAAACUCUAAUCUAUACGCUACAAACAGGUGCAAUUCGUUUCCCUGUUUUGUCUGUGUGUUUGAACAUGUUAGAAAGGGCUAUGUGGUUACCGAAAUACCGGGAUUAAAACCUCAAUAUUGCCUUGCACCUGUUAGCUAAUUCUAAUAUUUUUCAACGACAGGACUAAAUCAGCGUAAAACUGAGGACCCUCGGCGUAGACGACGAGGACGAAAGAGACGACGUAAAAGAAGACGGAGAAGGCGACGAAGACGAAGACGAAGACGAUACAGGUUACGAAAACUUCUCUAG